Molecule: messenger RNA, 1038 nt
Organism: Galendromus occidentalis (western predatory mite)
Lineage: Eukaryota; Metazoa; Arthropoda; Arachnida; Mesostigmata; Phytoseiidae
Exons: 5
Coding region: 93-713 (206 amino acids)
Source: RefSeq, a predicted model, not a curated record
UGAGGUCUACUCGCCUACGUCAAGUUAAACUGAAGACGUGCUCGCUCCUCCAUUCUCCCGAGCCCGAAAAUCACUCGACGAUCUCAGAUGCAAUGAAUUCGGUAUUGAGUCACAUCUUUGUGGUGCUGUGCCUUUCGACAGCAGUAUCAUCAUCCGAAGAGCUCAAUUGCACAGGGCCUGGCAUCGUCGAUGCUAUCAUGGCGAAGAUCGCCGAAAUGCCUGAGCUGGAUCCGUACCAUUCAGAACCGAUGUCGAUGCUUGGUGCUAAACUAGUGAACAUAACGUUCAAUGGCCUCUCACGGAUGAAAUCAGCAAAGGCGCCGCGGUUCAACCGACUGGACAAUAACACAGUGCAGAUUAUAUUCCCUAUCCAAUACUCAACUAUAUUCGGCAACGCGGCUUACGAAAUGCAAUUCUUCAAAGGGGGAGUACGUUUCACCCUCAAAGGAGUCGUUGCGGAGUUUGACGGUGUACUCGACACAACAACGGACGAUGUCAAACUUACCAAGUUCAGGUUCAUUCACAUUGGAGAUAUCGAUGUGAAGGUCGACGGGCCGGCGCAAGUUUUCGCGGGUACGAUAAAGCAGGAGGUCAACAACAAACGUCACCGCUUCAGCUCCAAGAUCAGCAAGAAAGUCCCGGUGCUGUUCAACGAGAAAGAUCCCAAGAUCGACCUUCAGUGCUUGAAUAGCGAAACCGACGUCUUGAAUUAGUGUGUCGGUGGGUUCCCCGGAAUGAGAGUCUGACUUGCUGUCCAUCAUGUCCCAAAAACUACCCAUGAGCUUUCAUCAACAUCAUUUGAUAAAAAGCUCGUGUUCAGUGCUGUAGGUACACGGGAAUCUCAUUCAUUGGGAGCGGCCUCGAGGAUUCGCCUAGCGCUCUGUGGUCGAGGCGAUGACUCGAGGUGAACUUCGGUUCACAGGAAAAUUGAUCCAAACUAUUCGCAGGAAGAGUUUGCUUUGAUCAUCCAUCCCUCAGCCUUGGAGAGUUGUCCUACAUACAUAGUCGAAGGUCUGAUCUAAUAAAUGCUUUUCGUGA